AUGAUGAUGGACGCUACUUUCUCAGCUGUUUAUAAUAGCUUCAGAGCAGUUCUAGAUGUGGCAAACCACUUCUCCCGGCUAAAGGUCCACUUUACUAAGGUGUUUUCUGCUUUUGCACUUGUCCGAACAAUCCGGUUCCUGUACCGACGUUUGCAGAGACUUCUAGGUCUUCGAAGAGGUUCAGAGAAUGAGGAUUUGUGGACUGAGAGUGCAGGGACUGUGGCUCGAGUUGGCUCCGAGAAUGAUGCCACCAACUCCGCCAAAUCGUGGCCUAUUUUCUUAUUUUUUGCUGUCAUCCUUGGUGGCCCCUACCUCAUCUGGAAGCUGUUGUCUUCUGGCAAUGCACAAAGUAAUGAAGACAUAAACUGGGCAAAUGGGGAAGGUGACCAUGUUGUGGGAAGAGCAGACUAUGACUUCACAGCUACUUCAGAUGAGGAGAUUUCUUUCCAUGCUGGUGACAUGCUAAACCUGGCACCCAAAGAACAACAACCUAACAUAAGAGGCUGGCUGCUUGGAAGCUUGGAUGGGCAAACUACAGGAUUCAUUCCUGCCAACUACAUCAAAAUCCUUGGCAAAAGAAGAGGACGCAAAGCUGGAGAGGCUGAGAAACGACAGGAACAGCAAGAGUUCCCCAACAACCCAUCCCUGAGCACAGCCUCAUCUGUAGCCACCCUGGAAGAUCAGGAAGCUGCCCUUGAGUCGGUUUUCGUGGAAACAAGUAGCACAGGGCAUGGUGUCGAAACAAGUACAAGCCAUAGGGACACAUUUGAUUUAUAA
Molecule: messenger RNA, 777 nt
Organism: Staurois parvus
Lineage: Eukaryota; Metazoa; Chordata; Amphibia; Anura; Ranidae
Source: the annotation of a GenBank genome assembly